AACACAAGUCACUCCUCUCCUCUGACACUCCAGACUGAAGCUUUCAUUUGCCGAUCUACACUUUUCUCGAUCUCAUCAUGGAGCCUCAUCCAAAUAGAAAAGAAUAUUUUAUAAAAUAUAAACAUUUAAAUAUCGAUGAUUUAAAAAAGGAGGCUGCUGACUUGCAGAAUGAUUACCUUAAAAACACAAAAACCUCUGAAUAUCCCAAACCAGAAUUUUAUGUGUCUCAUCUAAAACACGACACAGGCCCAAAAGCUUUACGUGAGAUAAAGGAUGAAGGCCUCAAGGAUCCAUCCAAUAAUGACAGUCUGUCCCUGGUGUGGUGGAGUCUGGCUGUGCGACCAGAAGAGAUCCAAUCAGCUGAGAGGAGGCUCCUGGAGGAGACCUUCCCAAACCGGACCAAGGAGCAGGCCCAGAGGCAGCAAAGCUUCCUGUUGAAGUUUGCCUCCUCUCCAGCCUUCAGUGAGAAGUCCAGAUAUGGAUCGUACCGCUUCACCUUCACAGUGAAUGAGGUGCUGGAGGCCUACAGACAGCAGAUUUGCAACGACAUGCAGCCCGUCAUGCGGGUCUUCAAGACCUCCUUGUACAAAAAGGAAGUGAUGUAUGUGGUGCUGGUCCACAGCCCAAAUGAUAACAACAAUAAGAUCUAUAACUUCGAACAGUAUCCCAUCCUGCCUGAUGAGCCGAACCCCAUCUGUGCUUACAAAGAUGGAUGCUUCAUCUGGAGACCACAGGCCAUGUGUGGGGAAAAAAGGUAUAUGUAUAAAAAAGACGAGGUCAACAACCUGGCAGAGGUUGAAGGGCCGUUUGGACCACCUUACUGUGUCUGGGAUCACGUCGUCCUUGCCCUGCAUGUAAAGAGCGGACAGAAACUGAAGUUUAACUCUGAUGAUCUGAGAAAGAACCUCUCAUUCUGUGAGCGUGAUGCUGUGAUAGUCAAAUCUGAAGAUUGCUUUAUUAAUUACGAGGAAGCUCAAGAGCUGGUUACUUCUCUGUGGCCACUGAAGAAGGAGGGGGAGGAGAAGGAUUCACCCAUGCAGAGUAUGGCAGGUCUCACUCUCUUGGAAAGAAAAAGACCACAAGACGAUUAAAUGGAGUCUUAAGACUCCCUGCAGCAAGACAGCAUCCUUAGUUUGAACUCUCUGGUUUCUGCCAACUUUUCUUGUUCCUUAUUUUUACGAGACCAAAUAUAAAACUUCAUGUUGGUGUGGUGAAAGCAUUGAAAGCAUGUGAAUUUCAUGUUUUAUAUUGUAAUCUUUAGUCAUGCUGAGGCUGUCUGUGGGGCAAUCUUACUUUUAUUCUCCUAUUUCUGAGUGAGUGGAGCAUCAACCUGCUGCCAGCAAAACCGCGGUGGAGGUUAUAUAGACGGAUCGUUCAGCAGGAAGGAACUCAAACUGUUUCACGUGAUUUUAAUAGUUGAUUUAAGGUUCAUUUAAUGAACUUCGUGUGGUCACUAAAUGCACAGUAAAAGACAAAUGAUGACACAAACAUGAUAAUAUGAGAAACGUGUGAUCAUGUGUUUUACUGCAGUCUGUCCUGUCUGGGUGUGAUGUGUUCAAGUACCUGAAUUAAAAAGAAAUUACUUUGUACACAUAAAAACUGGACAAUAAAGUUGAUUUGAAACAGU
Molecule: messenger RNA, 1627 nt
Organism: Oreochromis aureus
Lineage: Eukaryota; Metazoa; Chordata; Actinopteri; Cichliformes; Cichlidae
Exons: 5
Coding region: 78-1091 (337 amino acids)
Source: RefSeq, a predicted model, not a curated record